AUGAUUAUCACACAAACAGUUGGAGAAGAUAUACGAUCAAUGAAAAUGUCUUUAAUAUCUGAUUCAAAAUUUCAAUGUGCGAAUACAACUUGUUUACCAUUCCUUAAUGUUAUUACAUCAAACAUUAAGUAUUGUCAAAUAGCCUGUUUAGGUCAAAGUCAAUGCACAGCAGCCACUUUUCAUCGAUCAACUUCUGAUUGUGAAUUAUUUGCUGGUAUGUGGAACCAAAAUGGAAAUAUAUUGCCUGAUGUCGACACUACGAGUAUGAAUGUUAUUAGUGGAACACGAUUUCCAUCGGGUCAGUAAAAAACUAUAUCUGUGAGAGAGAGAAAGUUAUUUUCUUCUUGAAAAAUAAUAUCAAGCUAUGAAGAGUUAAGUCAAUUUGACAGAGAUAUUGGGCACAUCUGUGCGUAAAUCACCAAUCGGUUCGGCUCAAAAUAAUAGAAAAAAAGCAUUCAGCCAAAACCUUCGCGUAAGCAAUUCUUCUUGAACUAAACGAUCUGUUUCGAGAUUUAUUGUUCGAAUUCGACUUUGAAAAUAUCUUAGUAAAACGAAAUCUCUUUGACACUAGAAACUAAACAAUCAAUACCAUCAAAUAUUAAAAAAAUAAUGAAGAAAAAAUGAAAUAAUUAUCCCAUCAAACGUCUAUGGAUAUUAUGCUUUUCAUAUUCAUAAAUCUGUACAAAAUAUUGAUAUUUACUAAACAAAUUUUCAUCG
Messenger RNA from Adineta steineri, 717 nucleotides. The record is from the annotation of a GenBank genome assembly. NCBI's taxonomy places the organism in Eukaryota, Metazoa, Rotifera, Eurotatoria, Adinetida, Adinetidae.